Stegodyphus dumicola is the source of this 1449-nucleotide messenger RNA. RefSeq lists its product as uncharacterized. The record is from RefSeq and is a predicted model, not a curated record. Gene Ontology annotation, cellular component: plasma membrane. Lineage: Eukaryota; Metazoa; Arthropoda; Arachnida; Araneae; Eresidae. Gene Ontology annotation, molecular function: protein binding.
CGGAUCUCUUUUCAUCAGACCGAAAAUCCAAUAGUGAAAGUCUUAUCAACGACAUGGAGACACUAUAUAUCUGAGGACGAAAAAAGAGUAGUUUAUCUUCCGCGUCUUCUUCUCUCCGGUAUCAUGCUGCUGAUUCUUUGCGUUAUCAUUCUUGUGCAUUCUACAGCAAGUUGGGCAGGUGAUCCUUGUCCACCAAAGGGGGAGCUUCCUCACUGUACUUGCACUCGCAAGCCAAUAGAAAUUGCUUCUGAGCCUUUAAUUAAUGUAACUACAUUAGUUCCCCUAAGACCUCAGAGAUCUGUGAAGACUGCCGAAACUCCAUUUCCGGAGCAUCCAAACAAUACAGCAUUUUAUACGAUAGUGGACUGUAAAGUUUCAAAAUCUUUGGUUGCUUUGGAGGAAGCUGUCGCCACCGCUCUGAACAGAAAAUGGGUGGACAAACUAAUCGUUACCAAUGUCCCACCAAAAAAUGAGCAUACUCUUGCCAGAUUACCAAAAAGCUGGCUCAAGAACGUGCGCGUCAAACAGUUUGAGGUUCGUGAUUCCGUACUGUCGGGAGAUUUCAUCUGGUAUGGCAAUCCUUUCGAAGGACAAGCCCAGAGUCUUCUUUGGUUUACGGCAACUCGCUGUUACCUCACCGGUGCUCUUACUUAUGAAACGGCCGGAACUGUCAACACUCGGGGCCUGAAUUCUCUUCCCCGAAUUGAAGGGAUAGACCUGACCUACAAUCACUUGACCGUAAUUACGGCUACAGCUUUUCGAUAUCCUCCCACAAAUUUAACUUCCGUUGAUCUGUCCCAUAACAGUAUUCAAAGUAUCGAAAGUAGCACUUUCCAUUAUUCACCGUUUCUGAAACAAGUAAAUCUAUCACACAACCUCCUGGAAUCCAUUUUGAGAGCCAUUUUCGCUUCACCUGCGAGAAGCCUGGAGCACAUUGAUUUAAGCUGGAACUCACUCACUGUGUUACCAGCUGACUUUUUUAUCAACAUGCCAGCUCUGAAAAAGGUUAAUUUAGAGAAGAAUUUUCUAUAUUCGAUGCCAGAAAAACCAUGGGCAGCUAUCUGGAAGAUGCUAACAUAUUUGGAUAUUACAGGUAAUUUCAUAGAAUGUGACUGCAAUUUACUAUGGCUGCUGCCAAUUAUUUCACCGCCAGCCGUCAACGUCACUACUACGCCUGCACCAAAGCCUCUUCCUGGACAAAUUAUUCGAGGUACUUGCUCACGUAUCAUGAAACCUACGCUCUUUGCUACAAACUAUGAGUUAGUUACCUUGACCAGGGAUCGCCUACUGUGUUGAUUUCUCCACUUGGUGGAAAAGAAGGUUAAGGCUGAUAUUUUGUUUACAGAUCACAACCAAUUGCGUGUGAUUAAACAUUUUCUUUACUAACUGACUUAAGCGGCAUAUAAAAAAAAAAAAAAAAAAAAAAAAAAAAAAAAAAAAGACAAUAAA